AUGUCCUACCUUCAGAAUCAGCUCAAAAGCUUCAACGCUAGUGUCGUGGAGUCAGCAAACCGCAUGCCCACGCAGCGUCGUGUGGCCAGUAACCAACCGGUCUCUGCCAGCAGUUCCCAAGUCCCAUCGUCCGCACCGACCCCGUCAUCGUCUACCGAGAUCAAAAAGAAGCGCCAUGACCCGGACAUUGUCUACUCUCAGCCGGCCAACACAGGCACGGGCAAAGAUAUUAUGACGCAAUUCUCUGAUAUCAUCUCGUACUUGUCACUCCAGCACCGUGCCCAUGACCGGGGCUACGUGCAGGCCCUUCGGAGUAUUCUUCAGAUGCAUGAGAAGGUUGAGUUUGAUCCGAGCGGCGCGAACGGCGAGGGCACAUUCAGGUUCCGCCCACCUCACAACAUUCGAAACUCGGAGCAACUCCUAAAACAUCUCCAAACCCAGACCACUGCGGCGGGUAUGAGUGUUCGCGAACUCAGGGAGGGCUGGCCCACCGUCGAAGAGGAGAUCAAUCAAAUGGAGAAGGAGGGAAAACUGCUUGUGACUCGAAACAAGAAGGAUGACCAUCCCAAGAUGGUGUGGCCUAACGACCCGUCCCUAAUUGAACACUUCGACGAUGAGUUCAAGCAGAUUUGGGACAAGAUCAAGGUUCCUGAUGUGAAUGUAGUGAAGGAAGAAUUGGACAAGUUCGGUAUCACACCUACCAACAAGAACAAGGUGCUUGGCCCGCGCGUCAUCGCACCGUCUAAGAAGUCCAAGAAGCCACGCCGAAGUGGAAAGACCACCAACACUCAUAUGACGAGCAUUCUCCGGGACUACUCGCAUCUCAAACGGUAA
Molecule: messenger RNA, 834 nt
Organism: Penicillium crustosum
Lineage: Eukaryota; Fungi; Ascomycota; Eurotiomycetes; Eurotiales; Aspergillaceae
Product: transcription factor TFIIE subunit TFA2
Exons: 2
Coding region: 1-834 (277 amino acids)
Biological process (GO): transcription initiation at RNA polymerase II promoter
Cellular component (GO): transcription factor TFIIE complex
Source: RefSeq, a predicted model, not a curated record